Messenger RNA from Gambusia affinis (western mosquitofish), 1955 nucleotides. It is a transcript of the gene gp1bb, whose product is annotated as glycoprotein Ib platelet subunit beta. The record is from RefSeq and is a predicted model, not a curated record. NCBI's taxonomy places the organism in Eukaryota, Metazoa, Chordata, Actinopteri, Cyprinodontiformes, Poeciliidae. The transcript has 2 exons. The coding region runs from base 114 to 734 and encodes 206 amino acids.
CAGUCUUUAUCAGUGUGAGCCAGCUGUCACACUCGCUUUACUCUUCUUCUAAAAAUCAGCCAGAAGAAGGAAAUUCCUCUCCAGAGGACGUCUAGAAGCGAAGUUUGGUAACCAUGACGACGUACCUGCUCCUGUGUUUUUUCUUACUCGGAGGUCACCGGUCAUUGGCGUGCCCCCACCCUUGCUCCUGUCAGGGAAGUCGGGUGGACUGCAGCGGCAGGUCUCUCAUUUCCGGCUCCGUGCCCUCCAGUUUCCCGACAGGAACCACCGAGCUGCGUCUCCAUGACAACCUGCUGAACACCCUCCCCAACGGGCUGCUGGACGACCUGACGUCCCUGCGCUCCGUCUCCCUCCACGGCAACCCCUGGAUAUGUGACUGCGGCAUCCUCUACCUGCGAGCCUGGCUGAGACUUCAGACCGCCGACGUCGCGUCCUACCUGGGGGUGAACUGCAGUUCUCCUCCCAGCCUGAGAGGGCGCUCUGUGGCGUAUCUGACCGAGGAGGAGGUGCUGGAGUCCUGCCACUACUGGUACUGCAACCUGGCCCUGGCCUCUCUGGGCUCCCUGUUGGUGUUUGUGGCGGUGCAGGCGGCUCUGCUGGUGGCUCUCAUCGUUUUCCUGAAGAGGUUCGAAAGGCUGACCAAGGAGGCCAAGCGGACCACGGAGGAGAGUUUCACGGCCGGGGAUGGACUCAGAGAAAACGAUUAUGAGAAUUUAAAGGACAGCAGCAUCUGAGAUGAAGCCCUUAACCCUCUUUUGACCAUAAAUAUUACUGGAGUGCCUUGUAUUUUUAUCUAGUAGCUGUAAAACUGUCAAAAAAACUGCAUUGAGUCUGUAUUUUUGCUCCUUUUUCUAGAAACAAUCUCACUUAGUUUUUUUAACGACACCUUUAUUAGGGUCAAGAAGAAAAAAAAGCCGAAAAAAGGAACUUGAAAAUUUCUGAGUUUCAAAAAUUAUAUUAAUAUGUAAAAUUCAAAAAUUGCCUUUUUUAGAUUUCAGAGUUCUUUCUAGGAAAUUUUACACUUUUUCAAAAUCAGAAUUAGUGUUUUUUUUGUAGAAUAUUUUGUUAAUUUUUUUUUUGUCUUAUCUAACAAAUUUUAGACUUUCCACAUUUUUUUAUAUAUAUAUAAAACAUCUGGGACUCUCACAUUUUCUGUGUUUUUAUAGCACACCCAGAACAUUUGCUGCAGGUUUGCUGAAAAAUCCAGCAAAUUUUUAAAUAAAAAAAAAAAUUGUGGGCUUGAAAACAAACGGGGUUUCAGACUCAAAAAUGUAAAAACCCAGACUCAGAAAUUUCUAAGCUUCUUUCUAAAAAAAUUCUGAAAUUAAUCUCAAAAUCUUUUCUAGCAAAUUUUUGAUUUUUCAAACUCAGAAAUUUUUCAUUUUUUUCUUGAAAAUUCUUGAGCUUAAUCUCUGCAUUUCUGAGGUUUUUCUCACAAAGUUUCAACUUUUGAACCCAGAACUUUCCGUGUUUUUCUGAAAAAAUAUCUUUGAUCAUUUUCAAUUUUUAUUUUUAUUUUUUUUGCAUAAAUUUACUCCUUCAUUUCUAUCUACAAUUAACCUAAUAUGGUGUUGUAGCUGUCUGGUAGUUAUUUAGCAUUUCAGUCUAUUAAUAAUUGUCUCUCUCUGAAUUACUUGUAGAAGUCUGUAAAUGUGUUAAUAAAGUUAUGAACCUUCAUUAGUUUAAGAUAUUUCUUGAUGUCACGAAUAUAAGACUCACUCAGAAGUCUAGUUAUUUUUUAUUUUUAGGAACAUCUAUUUAAUUUUUGAAUUUAGUAAUUUAAUAUUGUUUAUAUUCUGCAAACUUAACACUUCCUAAUUAAAUUUUAAUUUGAAAUUUGUUAGAUUGCAUCAAGACAAAAGAGAGAAAUUUAUAUCCACUUGUUCUCUUAACCACAUGUAUUUUAUAAAAAUUUAUAUUUUAGAAUUUAUAGUAAACUAAACUUUAAAGUAUUU